This is a messenger RNA of Bicyclus anynana (squinting bush brown), 1502 nucleotides long. RefSeq lists its product as uncharacterized. The transcript has a single exon. Gene Ontology annotation, molecular function: nucleic acid binding; zinc ion binding. The record is from RefSeq and is a predicted model, not a curated record. The coding region runs from base 57 to 1502 and encodes 481 amino acids. NCBI's taxonomy places the organism in Eukaryota, Metazoa, Arthropoda, Insecta, Lepidoptera, Nymphalidae.
ACCUAACCUAACCUAACCUAACCAAAUAGUAGGUUUUUAUAGCGGAAUCUAAGAAAAUGGUCGUCCAAAGGUCGCCCGUUCGCGGGGGCGACCCGCCACCAACCCAAUCCCGCGCAUUUAGGUCCAGCUUAGAGGCCCAGGGCUCCGGAAACAUUACGAUUCCUCCGGAGGAACUGGUUUCGGCGUCCGUGCGUGUGGUUACCCAAACACCGCCCUUGGAGUGUGAGUUAGAUAAGGCAUCUGUAGGAGGGGAUGCGCGACUCUCCCCUACGCCUCCACUCUCCCUUUCGGUAGCACCAUCGCCAUCGAUUUCGCAGGCUACGGUUUCGCCCAAAGGCAAGAAAAAGAAAACCAAAGCCACCAUUCCUUUGUUCAUUGAACUGCCCGCUCAUUCUGAGGACGUCAAGGAUAUUGACUCGUUCGUGGCGGUAGUUAACAGUUUAACUCACGCUAUCUCCCAGGCGGUCAACGAGGGGAAGAGCGUAACCGCAAAUAACAAAAAAGUGGUCACCGCUGCCGCAGCGGAAAUACAGAAGGCUACCGCGGCUCUUGUCAGGUUGAAUUCUGAAGCGCCUCUUCCAAGCUCAGUGGAAAGCGGUGCUGUACCGUUCGAUAAAGAUUCGCUCGUAACCGUGAUCAGACAAAGCAUCCGAGAGGAACUUAAAUCGUUGCCUACUGCUGCGCCCUCGCUACCUCCUCUAACUAAAUCGUUCGCGGCGGCGGUCGCGGCUACUCCACCUAAACGGCAAGCUGCACGCACGCUGCCAUCUAUAAUCAUAAAGGCAGAUGAGACCAGCGACCAUCAGCCGGUCGUGUAUGACGAGUGGCGUAAGCACGUCUCGUUCCGGGACACAACGUUUGCGCCGACCAAAGUCAAGACACUGCGCCAAAAUAUGUUAAAAGUAGAAUUUGAAACCAUCGAGCAGAGGGAUGCCACCCUCACUAAGGCCAAGAAAAUCCCUGGAAUCAUCGCGGAGGAGACGAAGCUGCGGCGCCCCUUGAUUAUUUUGAGGGGCAUCAGUAAGGAAGUGCAGAGGGAGGAACUGACGCAAAUCAUCAGUCAGCAAAACGAGAUCAAUGUUGAGGACCUCCGUCUGUGUUUCCUUCUCAGAAACCGCAACGAACAUCUCUACAACGCUGUUUUGGAGGUGGCCCCAGCGGUGCGUCGAAAACUGGUAGAAGGCGAGCGUGCCAACGUGGAGCACCAAAGGGUGCACGUGGCGGACUUCAGCCGAUUUGUUCAGUGCUACAAGUGCCUUCAGUUUGGCCACACGAACGGAAAAUGCACGGCUGAUUUCUACCCGUGCGCCCACUGUGGCUCUACAGAGCAUCAUGCGGCGUCUUGCCCCGUCAAAAGCAACCCCGAUAAACUGUGUUGUUACAAUUGCACGCAAUCAAAUACCGCUGUUAACGUGAAACAUUCGGCUCUCGACACUAAAUCUUGCCCCAAAAUCAUAAAAGUAAUUAAAUCCCUAGAAGAUAACACUGACUAUGGUUACUAA